Messenger RNA from Sardina pilchardus (European sardine), 1631 nucleotides. RefSeq lists its product as uncharacterized. The transcript has 12 exons. Lineage: Eukaryota; Metazoa; Chordata; Actinopteri; Clupeiformes; Clupeidae. The record is from RefSeq and is a predicted model, not a curated record. Bases 132 to 1631 code for a protein of 499 amino acids. Gene Ontology annotation, biological process: response to bacterium.
CCGGGUGUAGUAAUCACACAGUGUGAUUUUGAUACUGAUCAACAACAGCAAGUACGUCCAGCCUGGUCAUUCAAUCAAAUGGCAUAUCAAAUGGGCCUUUCUGUCUGUGUGUAUAGACUGACAUUGGCAAGAUGAUCUUCCCAUAUAUACUCCUGUUACUCAUCAUUCCUGUAUAUACAGAUGGAACGCCACAUCAGCCAGAUACCAGACUAAGAGCUAAGACUGGAGAGAAUGUGACUCUCAGUUGUGAAAUAGAUUUAACAUCUGCAGACAUUCAGUCUAUUUUCUGGAUUAGGAUGAAGCAACCAAAAGAGCUCCAAUACAUCCUGGGAACCUUUCCCACCUCAGAAGCUUUCACACAACAUGAUGGUUUAAGUGAACAUCGAUACAAAGCGAUCAAAAUAAAUGGAACAUAUAAUUUGCACAUUUUGAAUGUACAAGAUUCAGAUUCAGGCAUUUAUUAUUGUAGCUAUCAUUUAAAACUUGUUAUGAAGUUUGGCAGCGGGACAUCUUUCAAUUAUGAAGAAAGUGAAUCAAGGCUUCAAGACAGCAUAGACAACACCACAGCUUGUGAUAUAUCCUCUGAAAAAGAGACCCUGCAGGGUUAUGUGGCUGGUUUGGGAGUGGCAUUAAGUAUGUGUGUUGCUGUGAUGAUAUUCCUUAUUACUUCCCUAUUGAGAAGACCUGCUUACUGCGCAGAGGGAACUCAAAAUCAAACUCUGCCCUGUAACAACUCUGUGCUGGAGGAAACUCAGGAGAGUAAUGCUGAGAGAAUAAAUUAUGCUGCUUUGGAUUUUUCAAAACACAAGGGAAAAAAGAACAAGGAGUUGAACAAAUCAGUUGUUUACUCUGAUGUCCGGACCCUGUUCAAUGAAUUCAAUAAUGAGCGUUUCAACUUAAGAAAAGUUCCUGGGUCAUCUUACCUGUCUAUAGCAAAUAUUCUGUCAUCUGAUGAAGGUUCAUAUUUCUGUGCUAUACUAAAGCUGUAUGGACAAGCACAGUUUGGAAAAGCAACAUAUUUGAUUGUAGAAGACAAAGAUCAUUUGAAGUCCUCCAUUACAGAUGUGAUCCAGGCCGCAUUACCAGGCCCUGUUCACCCAGGACAUUCAGAGACACUGGAGUGUGUGGUGCUGUCUGAGAGCAGAACUGAAGAUCUCAGAGUGUUCUGGUUCAGACCCACUUCAGGAGGUUCCCAUCCAGGGGUCAUUUACACCAACAAGAGCUGGACUGGGCCGUGUGAGGGUCGCUGUGUCUACAGUCUCCCAAAGAAGGACGUCAACAUCUCUGAUGCUGGAACCUACUACUGCGGCAUAGCCACAAGUGGACAAAUACUGUUUGGUAGUGGAACACCGCUUGUUGUGGCUCAACAAGUUGAUUUGGUGCUGGUUGGUUUGGCUGUAGCUUUGAGUUGCUGUGUAGCUGCUCAGACGUCUUGUCUAGUCUGGCUGAUCUGUAAGAUGAGGGGAAAAAAGCUUAUUAGAGAUAAGUCCAACACUGGAACAAGUGACCAAGCUGGUGCUGCUGAGGGCCUGAACUAUGCAGCGUUGAGCUUCUCAAAGAAGGAUCCCAGGGGCAGGAGAGCCAAGAGAGAGCUGCCACCAGACCCUGUUUAUUCUGCUGUUAACCUCUGA